AUGGACAGCAGCAGCCGUCCGUCGUUCCUGCACAGCGUGCUCGGCAGCAGCAAGUCGCCAACCGCCGUCGGCCGGGAGCCUGAGCGACUUAACGACGUGCUGGCCCGCUAUCCGUCGCAGCAGCAGCAGCAGCAGCAGCAACAAGACGCGUCGGCGCUAGGCCGCCAUGCCGUAAAUGGCGAGAGCGUCGUGAGCAGUCCGCUACAAGCGCAGAAGGCAAGAGAGAUAGACGCGUUGACAGCAUCGGAGAGUGACACGCUGGCAGGAUCUCACGCCGCACCGAUGCACGAGACAAAGGCUGAACGCCUGAUCCGCAUGCAGGAGGACCGCAAGCGCCAGCUGGCGGUCAGAGCAGAGCAGGGGUCGUCAGACUCAGAUGAAGGUCAGACAAGGAGACACUCCAAACCACGCAGGCUCAAGAAGGAAGGCAAAUCAGGUGAGACGCCCUCAACCGACCCGGACUCGGGAUCGAGACGCAAGUCGUCUCGCGAGGCGAGCCCAGCUAAGGCGACGCGAUCCGCGAAGAAACCAGCGAUAGCUGCAUCGUCAGAGGUGGCAUCCGCGCAGACUCCGAAAGCCUUCGUCGAGUACGUCGACACGUCGCUAUCCACGCCCGCGCCCCCUAGUGGCACCGAGCAGAAGCAGGUCAGGGAGGAGAAGAAGAAGGAGGAGAAGGCGGCGGCAGAGAGGAGGGGGAGGAAGGAGCUUUACGAUGCUGAGUUGAAGAGGCUGAAGGAUAAGAGCGCAAAGAGAAAGUCAGCGCUGAACUCACCUGCGAAUAACACGU
This is a messenger RNA of Priapulus caudatus, 787 nucleotides long. RefSeq lists its product as uncharacterized. The transcript is spliced from 6 exons. The record is from RefSeq and is a predicted model, not a curated record. NCBI's taxonomy places the organism in Eukaryota, Metazoa, Priapulida, Priapulimorpha, Priapulimorphida, Priapulidae. The annotation marks the transcript as partial.